Vitis riparia (riverbank grape) is the source of this 761-nucleotide messenger RNA. RefSeq names its product ferredoxin, root R-B2. Gene Ontology annotation, molecular function: 2 iron, 2 sulfur cluster binding; electron transfer activity. Gene Ontology annotation, cellular component: plastid. Gene Ontology annotation, biological process: electron transport chain. The record is from RefSeq and is a predicted model, not a curated record. Bases 114 to 605 code for a protein of 163 amino acids. The transcript is spliced from 2 exons. Lineage: Eukaryota; Viridiplantae; Streptophyta; Magnoliopsida; Vitales; Vitaceae.
AGUUGAAAGCAGCAGUGGUCAGCCAGUGAAGUGAUCGGGCUUCCCUUCCCUCGUGCUCUCCGCCAUUUCUCGCUGAAUCUCCGAUCCACAUCCUCUUCACUCCUCGGGUAAUCAUGUCUACCAUAAAUCUGCCCACCCAUUGCAUGUUCAGAAGUGCAACCCAGAACCGAAGUGCAACCCAGAACCGAAGUGCAACCCAGAACCGAAUUGCCAGUGCCUUCAUUAGGAGCCCAUCAUCUUUGGGAUCUGUAAAGAGCAUCUCUAAAGCUUUUGGCUUAAAAUCUUCCCCCUGUUUCAGAGCAACUGCAAUGGCAGUAUACAAGAUUAAGCUGAUUGGACCUGAAGGUGAAGAGCACGAGUUUGAUGCCCCAGAUGAUGCAUACAUAUUAGACUCAGCUGAGGAUGCAGGUGUUGAGCUACCUUAUUCUUGCAGGGCUGGGGCAUGCUCUACCUGUGCAGGGCAAAUGGUUUCAGGUUCAGUGGACCAGUCUGAUGGAUCCUUCCUUGAUGACAAGCAGAUGGAGAAGGGUUAUUUGCUAACUUGCAUUUCAUACCCAACUUCAGAUUGUGUGAUUCACACUCACAAGGAAAGUGAUCUUUAUUGAGUACUUUUUAAGGUCAGAAUUGGGUAUGGUUUUCAAUUCUUGUUAUCUUGAUUGUGAUGGUACAAACUUUAAUGGAUGGUUGUACUUAGAUUUUUGGUCAUGUUUCUGGUGGUAUCUCAUCUCAGUUAGGUCUUAUUGGCAGUUGGUUUGCAGGCU